Messenger RNA from Biomphalaria glabrata, 1669 nucleotides. RefSeq lists its product as uncharacterized. The transcript is spliced from 5 exons. Lineage: Eukaryota; Metazoa; Mollusca; Gastropoda; Planorbidae. The record is from RefSeq and is a predicted model, not a curated record. The coding region runs from base 137 to 1477 and encodes 446 amino acids.
ACAAUUUCUAUUAGCACUAUUAAAAAAAAAGAAUCACUUUCUCUCAGACUUAUUUAGUCAUGUGACAAAAGAUGUCGACUGCUUGAAGUCAAAUUGAUUUUGUCAAGUACAAAGAUAGUCACGUUUCUCUAUCACAAUGGUUAUAUUGAGCACCUACAUCGUCUGUUGUUCACUUGUAAUGGUCAAGGUCCUAGCCACCGGUGGACUUUACAACGCGGCAAGGUUCAAACCUGCGACACAGAGCAGCGACUACGAUCCUUUCUACGCCUACUUAGGAGUAGAUGGGAACUACGACCCUAAUGCGAUGAAUGGACAUUGUCAACAGACUAAAGAGGAACCGAACCCUUGGUGGAUGGUGGACUUGUGUGGCCAGUUCGUUAUAGAGAAAAUACAACUAACUAACAGACAAGAUGUGUACGCGGGUCAACAAACGGCUUAUCGUUUGAGAAACUUUUACAUUGAAAUUUUCAAAACAGAUCCGAGACACGUUGCCAACUUUCCUAACGUAACUGGCCAAGUCUGCUACCAACAAUCUGACCCCCUGGGCCCAGACACUUUUAACUUUACUUGUCCUGUGCCGAUUGUUGGCAGAUAUGUAGGCAUAAUUAUGAGAAAUGUCACAGAAAUAUUACAUAUCUGUGAACUGGAAGUACUAGUCCGUAGUUUCAGUGCUGAAGAAUUGUACUUUAACAAAGUGGUGGACACUAAACUGACAGGCACACCGUUUGAUACGGUGAACGUUGAUGACCAAAUGGUGUGUGCACAGACAUGUCUGCUUCGUAGGUCAACUGACUUCUGUACUGCUUUCAACUGGGUCACAUCCACAAAUUCAUGUCAGCUUUUCAGUGUCAACCCGUUCCUUGACCUCUCUGCGAACCUGAUCUCCGUUCCAGGAACAUAUUUCAAUAUUCAAAAUUUGUUUAUUGGCUUUGAACCAGGAAUGAAAGAAAUUCUACUUGGUGAAAGCACAACAAAUGUUCAAGAGUUAUGUGAUGCACCUAAAUAUAGACGUCUAGAGAUUUUGAAGUCAAGACUUGAUUCCUCCAAACUUUGGCUUUUCAACAGAUCUGACGUUUACAAAGAAAGACGAUAUUAUUUGUCCCAACAAGAACCCACCUGUAGGUCUGAAGAAGCCAUGGCGACUUGUGUCUUGUACGGAGGAUAUUUGGCUGAAAUAGAGGACCUGGACGAAUUUAAUUUUAUCAAAAUAUUUGUUCAAAAGUUUAGUGGAUUCCGAUUGAUUCUCAUUGGCGCAACAGACAACGCUGAAGAAGAAGUUUGGAGAUAUAGAACCAACAAUACACUGGUGCCAUCAUUUUUAGUUGAAAGUAGGAAAUGGGGAACAUUAGCUAAUUGUCUUUACCUAUUGGAUCAUAUAGGAUGGCUGGCUGUGGAUGAUUCGUGUUAUUACACUUAUCCUCUAUUUCCAACUCGAUAUCUUUGUGAAAUCCCAGAGGAUGAUGCUGAUUGCAACUGAUGAGUCACUGAUUCAACUUUCUAGUGCACAUGGUCACUUUUUCGGUUAUUGUGAGCAUACUUAAUGAAGUUCACCUUUUUUUUUUUAAUUCAACUAAAAAACAAAUAUAAAGAAUGAAGAAAAUGUCUAUUAGAAACCGACGCAAAGAAAUCAGCCCAAUAAUUACAAUUACAUUUUUUAAAAAAUCUUACA